Messenger RNA from Hippopotamus amphibius kiboko, 999 nucleotides. RefSeq names its product neuroblastoma breakpoint family member 4-like. Bases 1 to 999 code for a protein of 332 amino acids. The transcript is spliced from 9 exons. The record is from RefSeq and is a predicted model, not a curated record. Lineage: Eukaryota; Metazoa; Chordata; Mammalia; Artiodactyla; Hippopotamidae.
AUGGCAGUAUCUUUUGGCCCUUUAUCUGAUCCGAGGGCAGAACUUACACUGACGGAAAUCAACCGGGAGCUUCAGUUGCAGCUGGCAAAGAACAAGCAGGACUUCCGAGACCUCACGGAGAAAUUCCUUGUAUCCCAAGCAACUGCCUACUCCCUGGCCAACCAGCUGCAGAAAUACAAGUGUGAAGCCUGUAAGGACAUCAUUGAAUCCGUGCUGGGGGAGAAGCUGUCGUUUGAGGCGCUGAGGCUGGCAGAGAAGCUGGCAGAGAAGCCAACGCUCGAUGAGAGGCUGAGGACGUGUGAUAUCCUAAUUCGAAGUCAGGCGCGAGAGCUGACCCAGUUACGGCAGACAUUACGGGAAGGGAAAGAUGACUCUGUUCUACUCAAGCAGCACCUCAAGGACCUCGUCACCCACAAUGACCUUGACAACCACCAGGGGCCGGGCUUCCGAGAGCAGCUGACUGAGGGACAUAGGCUGGCAGAGCGCCUUGCCCGCAAGCUCAGCCCAGGUACCAUCCUGGGAGGGUUGAGUCUCAUUCCUCAUCAGAGGGAGGUUGCAAAGGAGGCAGUGCGUCAGGAAUCCCAGGAUGAGUGUGUUUCCCCCACCAGGCUCAGCGGGGAGCUGCCGCAGAUGGGAGAGAAUGGUGUCCCACGGGACUCACUGGAUGAAUACCACUUGACUUACGACUGUCACCGAGGGCCUGUGAAUUUCCAAGGGUCAGAGGUGCAAACUUCACAAGCACAGUUGCAGAAAAGCACCCAGGAUACCAAUUAUCUGCAAGUACGGCUGGACCAGGAUUUCGAUUGUGGUGACAGCAAAGCCUCGCUCAGUCUUUCCUUCACCAUCGGGGGCUUUAACACCGACACUGAUUAUUUGGAUGCCUCCAUCGGAAUGAAGACCCCUCCCAAGCUGGAGGGUGAGGGCUCAGCUCGACAUCACAGCCCCCCACAGCGACCCCUGACUCACAGGGACAAGCGCGCAGUUACGCCUGCGGUGUGA